AUGGGUCUUCUAAAGGUUGCUGCAUUAUUUUUCAUCGCCGGUGCGACUGCUCGGGCUGAGUCUUUUGUUGCUAAUUUACCCUACAAUGCACAGGGACUCUUCAAUGAGUCAAUGGACUACCUGGAUAGGGCCUAUGACAACUCAGCUGGUUAUCUCUAUGGAACAAGUGGUGCUGUGGCCUUGAGACAUAAUACGAGAAGUUCAGCGUGGUAUGCCAUUGGACUUCUGGCAAGAAAUCAAGGCUCCGAUGUACUCGAAGCCGAGAGGAUAAUCGUAAACGUCAUCAAUGGCCAGUUCAAGGAUCCUGAAGCCCAGUGGUAUGGGGAUUAUCAGCAAGAACCAGAAGAACCAGAAUUGGGAAGCCCGUACUACCCACCGGUGUUGUAUGGUUCUUGGGAUCCGAAUUGGCGUGGUUUCAUAGCAACUGCUUUUAUCGUUGGUCUUGAAGAAUUUGGCAGCUUCAUUUCACCAGAAGUGACUAGCCUGAUGCUGGAAUCUUUAUAUAAUUCGACCGUAGGCGACAGUUAUCGUGUUGGUGGAGUGGACGGUGAUAACCUAUAUCCUGCUUAUACCAAUCCUUCAAUAAUGCGCGCUUUCGUUUCUGGGUGGACUGGCCGCCGGCUGAAAGACAGCAAUAUGACGACCGCCGGAGAGUAUUAUGCUCAACAAAUUAUUGGCUUGUUUGACCGAGCCAAUACUCUUUCGGAAUUUAACAGCGGCACUUACACUGGAGUAUCUUUAUUUGCUAUGACUUUAUGGGCUAAAUAUUUGCCACAUGAUUCAGUGAUGAAACAAAGGGGCGCCUCGAUGAUCCAGUAUACUUGGGAAGCAGUAUCAAAUCUAUGGCAUCCUCAACUCCUCAAUGUUGGAGGUCCUUGGGAUCGUUCAUACGGCUUUGACAUGACGAAAUACCUCAGCUUGCUUGCACUUCACAUAUGGAAUGCUGUAGGAAAAAACAAGUCAUCAAUCAUCGACAAGCCGUACAUUAUGUCACAUAAUUCCGAUUUUGCGUACGGCCCAUUAUUCGCAAUCUUGUCUGAAUUUCACAACAGUUUAAUUCCCACCAGUGUGAUUGAGGCCCUUGAAAGCUUCAAAGGCGAGCAUACAUUCACUUCUUCAACCUAUUCUCCACCCUUUGACCUUUACCCCCGCAACAUUACAGCUUGGCUUGCAGACAACAUUAGCAUUGGCGCCGAAACAUUCAAUGAAAAUGUUAUAGGUGGACCUGCUAAGAAUCAAGGCACUUUCAACCCCGCUCUUAUGCAAUGGAAUACCGGUGAUGGAAUUGGAUGGCUUACACUCUACGCGACUGAAAUGCAUGUCAUUGCCGAAGCUGGACCGGGUUCAUUGAACUUGACUUAUCCAGAAGGAAAUGGUACCUCAAUAUUUACCUUUUUGCUCUCGCCAUUUACGAAAAAGAGGACUAUUUCGAGCCUUGAGGAUAUCCAGGGCUUGAAUCUGAAAGUUUCUGGCACAGUUGAUAUGAAUUAUACACUGUCAUUCGCAGGAGGCUAUGGUGGUGCGGAUGCUACCAUUAAUGAUUUUGAGUUUUGGAAUGUUACCUUCACAAUGCCGACUAACUCGACGAAAGUGCCACAUCUACUUCUCGAGGUGGAACUUUGGUGA
This is a messenger RNA of Sclerotinia sclerotiorum 1980 UF-70, 1626 nucleotides long. RefSeq lists its product as hypothetical. The record is from RefSeq and is a predicted model, not a curated record. Bases 1 to 1626 code for a protein of 541 amino acids. The transcript is spliced from 3 exons. Lineage: Eukaryota; Fungi; Ascomycota; Leotiomycetes; Helotiales; Sclerotiniaceae.